AUGUCAUCUACCACGACCACAGAGCAGAGCUUCCAAUGGCCCGUCAAGACUUCCGAGUUUCAGAAUCAUGCAGUAGACUCGACAAGAUGGAACAACUUUCCCUUCCGAGAUGACGAUGUCAUUAUCGUCAGUUGGGGCAAGUCUGGCACAACCUGGAUGCAACAAAUCCUCUCUCAACUCAUCUUCAGGGGUUCCGAGAAUGCGCCUAUCCAUGAAGCAUCACCUUGGUUAGACCUUCGACCCCUACCCGAAGGAUUUGCUGUCGGCUUGCUCGAAGCUCAGACCCAUCGUCGCUUUAUCAAGACGCAUUCACCAAUCGAGAACCUUGUCUACAGCCAAAAGGCCAAAUACAUCUUCUGUGCUCGCGAUGGAAGGGACGUCAUCUGGAGCAUGCACAACCAUCUGUUUAAUGCUACGCCGGCAUUCUAUGAGAUGAUGAACGAUACACCAGGUCGCGUUGGCCAUGCCGCGGAAAGGCCACCAGCGGACGUCAGGGAAUAUUUCCUUGACGUGCUCGAAAAUGAUGAUAGAGCAACAUUGACUUAUCCCUUCUGGAAUGUCAUUCGUGGCUGGUACGCUGCAAAGAACACGCCCAACUUACUCCUUGUCCACUUCAACGACUUGAAGAAGGAUCUCAAGGGCGAGAUUCAGAGAAUCGCGAAGUUCUUGGACAUUGAAUUGACCCAAGAGAUGCUGGCUGAGAUUACCGGACACUGCACCUUCGAUUACAUGAAAGCGAACGCCAAGAAGGUGAGUCCCGAGCAGGCUGCAUGGAUGUGGGAGAAGGGUGCGGACACUUUCAUCAACAAGGGAAGCAACGGCAGAUGGAGGGAUGUGCUCACUGAGGAUGAUAUCAAGCUUUACGAAGACAAGGCAAGGUCAGAACUUGGAGAGGAAUGUGCAAGAUGGCUUGCUGAGGGUGGAAGAGUGCAGCCAUACUAG
Molecule: messenger RNA, 942 nt
Organism: Aureobasidium musti
Lineage: Eukaryota; Fungi; Ascomycota; Dothideomycetes; Dothideales; Saccotheciaceae
Source: the annotation of a GenBank genome assembly